Chelonia mydas (Green sea turtle) is the source of this 6430-nucleotide messenger RNA. It is a transcript of the gene RAB22A, whose product is annotated as RAB22A, member RAS oncogene family. Lineage: Eukaryota; Metazoa; Chordata; Testudines; Cheloniidae. The transcript is spliced from 7 exons. Gene Ontology annotation, molecular function: GTPase activity; GTP binding. The coding region runs from base 103 to 687 and encodes 194 amino acids. The record is from RefSeq and is a predicted model, not a curated record.
CUCUGUCUCCUCGGGAGACCCGCCUGCCUGUGUUCAGGGUGGGGGCUAUGGUGACGCUGGGCUGCGCCUCUGGUUCUCUUUAAGGCAGCAGCCUCCCUGGCCAUGGCUCUGAGGGAGCUGAAAGUUUGCUUGCUGGGGGAUACUGGUGUAGGCAAAUCAAGUAUUGUGUGGCGAUUUGUAGAAGACAGCUUUGACCCUAACAUCAACCCAACAAUAGGAGCGUCUUUUAUGACAAAGACUGUGCAGUAUCAAAAUGAGUUGCAUAAAUUCCUAAUCUGGGAUACAGCUGGACAGGAACGAUUCCGUGCUUUAGCACCAAUGUACUACCGAGGCUCAGCAGCAGCUAUUAUAGUUUAUGACAUCACAAAAGAGGAAACCUUCUCAACAUUAAAGAACUGGGUGAAAGAACUUCGACAACAUGGACCUCCAAACAUUGUUGUAGCUAUUGCAGGAAAUAAGUGUGACCUUAAUGAUGUAAGAGAAGUCAUGGAAAAAGACGCUAAAGACUAUGCAGAUUCCAUCCAUGCCAUAUUUGUAGAGACCAGUGCUAAAAAUGCAAUUAACAUAAAUGAACUCUUUAUAGAAAUUAGUCGUAGAAUUCCAUCAACUGACACCAACCCCCCAUCUAGCGGUAAGGGCUUCAAACUUAGAAGACAGCCUUCAGUGACAAAACGCAGCUGUUGUUGACUGAUACUUUAGAAAAUCAGACUUGUUUUGAAAGUAGGUGGUCUUGGAAGCUAAUAGUUUAUGUUGAGUAUACAUUAUUGGUCUUAGAACUUAUCUGCCUGAUGUUCAUACUUCAAGGUCCCACAAAAAUGGACCAGCUCAUCUGACAUCUGUCUGUCACAGAAGAGACUGCAGUCGUGAUAAUGUCAGCCUGUUUACUUACAACAUGUAUAGUGUCUCUUGUAUUCAAAGGGAAUCCAUCAUUAGUUCUUUGGCCUUGCGUGAAAGGAAUGUCGACAUAUGGAUGGUAGGACUGAAAUGUUUAAUAGUUUUGUAAUCAACAUUAUAUGUAAUGUUUUUUGUAAAAGGGAAAUGAGCACUUUUGUGGUCCAGAGGGAUGAGGAAGGGGGAAGACACAGCCCUGUUUAAAUAGUGACUUUAAUCAUAAGGCUAUUCUGCUACCCUUUCAAUUGUUAUAAUGAGCAUUAUUUUAAAUCCAAAGUACAGUGAGACAAUUGGUUGUAGAUGGCUACAAAAUAAGUUACUGAUAAAAAAUGAGCAAAUCAGCCCAUCCAGUCCCCAGAUCCCACUUGCACUUUUUAUUUAAAAGUAAUAUGAACAAACAAGCAAUGAAUUUUAAACCAUAGACAAUCUUACCUUUUCAUGCUGGCUUAAUCAUUUAAAGGCAAACUGAUACAUUUAUAAGCACGUAUUUGUUUUAGUAAGCAUUUUUACUAUUAAAAAUGGUGGUGGAAGAGAACCUAGAUGAAACUCUUUCUAAAUUUAAACUUGAGCAUGACUGACUGACAACAGAUGCCAUCAAUAGUUCUAGUAAGACUUUAAUAUUUGGGGGAAAGUUCUUUAUUGCUUCGCAUGUGUAAAGUGUUUGUACUAUAUUUAUGAGACCAAUGCCUAAAGUAUUAUAAAUUAUGUAAAAGCAGUUGAGAAAUCAGCUUUCUUCAGUCUUUCCAUUACUCACCCAUUGACAGAGUCCCUGGGGAUCUGCAACAAUUCUAUCCCCGCUUGUGAGGUCUUACAUUGCAGUGACCUCUUCCAGAAGAAGAUUGGGUGAUGCUUCCCUCCUAUCACAUCUGCAUUUCUGCUUGAAAUGGCUGGUAGAUGUUGCUGUUGGUGAAGCAUGUGGCUUGUCCAUUGAGCAGAUCACUUCUGCAGUGCACCCAAUCCUUGCUGGCUAGGCACACAAACAGGAAACCAAAUCCAAGUCACGUAUGGUAGCGUAGAUCGUUACCUCUUGGUUCCUGGGUCUAGCCCAAAUAACUUUUUAAUUACUUGGCAUUUUUUUUUAAGCAAAUCAGCUUUUCGCUUAUGUUGUAUUGUUUUUCUUACAUUUUAUAUUAAACUAUAAAUUAACCGUAUCCUUUUAUGCUAUUUUCAUUAUUUAUUUUUAGUUUCCUCCGGAGCUAGUAGAGAACUUCUUAUUUUUUAAAGGAAGAGUAUUUUCAAUAUUUGAGUUUAAGUUUUGAUUCUGAAAUUAAAGCCAUGUCUGUGAUAUUUGUUCUCGAUUUGUAAUUUGGCAUUCUGCAAUCUUAAGUAUUUUAGCUGAAGGAGAUUUCAAAGAAUAAGUAGGAAAUGAAACAGCUUAUACUUCAGAUUAAAUCAUACUCAGAAUCCUUGUUUCAAAGCUAUCCUCAGGCAAAACUAUUUUGCUGUUAUCGUAACUUGGUGUGAUAGAAAGCAUAUUCUGAAUGUGGUUAAUAAGCUUUAAUGAAAUGUUGGGGUUAAAACUUCUUAAGACCAAGAUUUCAAAAUGUGGCCUCUAUCUGUGGGUAUGCAGUCCUUUGAGUGUGCACUUCUGUUUGCUGCAAUAGCAUACACAUGCUCAAACUCCCUGCAUGUGCAGAUGGGUUAUGAGCAUAUAAAGUCUAUUGUGUGUGCCCAGAAAGUUGCAUGCACAUAUAUGGAGGCUGGUUUGCCCUAACAGAGAAUCUUACAAUGAAGACGGAAUAAUUAUGUAUUGGUGUGCAUCAUGGUUCAGCCCUAAGAUAUAUAAUAAUAUGAUUGAAAUCUUUGUGCGGCAUUUGAAGCAAUAGAUUAUAAACAUAAAGUUUAAAGUUUUGUAAAAGCUAUGAUACAGUAUUAUAUCAAAGCAGGCUAGCAACUGACCACUUAAUUAUAUACAAAAAGAAAAGGAGUACUUGUGGCACCUUAGAGACUAACAAAUUUAUUUGAGCAUAAGCUUUCGUGAGCUACAGCUCACUUCAUCGGACUGAAAUGUUUAAUAGUUUUGUAAUCAACAUUACAAGUACUCCUUUUUUUUGCGGAUACAGACUAACACGGCUGCUACUCUGAAACUUCAUUAGUUACUCAAAGCCCUUGCACAAUGGCAAUAAUUAAACGCCAAACUUGUUUGAAAGUUUUGCUCUGUCUUCGGUUAACCAACUGGCAGAGUUCUAAUAAAUAACAGACCGAGAUGUAGUUAUCCACUUAAUGAAGCUACAUUAAAAAAUGUUUGAUUUCAAAGCUAGUCCUAAAAAGAUGUCAAGCAGUAUACUCUUCUGGCACUUCAGUAUGCUUUUGUAGCAGAGUUCCCUUUCAGGAUAACAAAAAAUAUAUUCCUCUUUUGGGGUUGGGGAGGUUUACUUGGAAGCAUCAGCUCACCAUUUUGUAAUGCAUGUUUUGUAAUCUUGUGUUAUCGCUGUAACCCCACACUGAAAAUAUUUUGUACCCUUCAAUUACAAAUAAUUGCUUUUUGUUCCAGUUUCUUAUCUAAAGAUAAGAUUCAGUAUAUACUUACAGUAGGUUCUGUCGAGCUGCUACUAAAUACCAUGUUUUGUUAUCACGUGGUUGCAUGGUGUCAUAGUUCUACCUGCAAGCUGUUGAUGUUGGCAGUGCUUCAGAAGUCUCCUUCCCCAUUCCACUCCAAGGUAUUAGGUACCUUUACUAUCUUUAAUAUAAUAUGUUCACCUGCCUUGGAUUUCUUCAGGCUUAUUAAUCGUGUUUGAACAUAAGAAUUUUAUUGUAAAUCUGACAAGUUUCCAGACACUGAACAGCAUAUUUAUUUUUUUAAUAUCUGUGAAAGAUCAAUAACAUCUCUCAUGCAGAAGAUCCAUUCAGGGAGCCGCAAACAGAUUCGUACCCUCUAAAUUAUCACUUCAGUGUCCUUGCACCUAAAAGUGUAGGUUUAAACUCUAUUGUCUCCUCACAGAGAAUAACUGGCUUAACUACACCUAUAAAAUAUGCAUUACUUGAAAAAAAGAUUUGACUCUAGAAUUGUAGUAAUAGUCUUACAGUAGAGUCCCCAGUCAGGAUCCAGUGAAGCCAUAUAGCCAUAUCUCUUCUUAGCAAAUCUUUAAAAACUUGAGAGAGGGCCAAAAAGAGGGUUUUUUUUUUCUUCCUUGGACAGCAUUUGUUUUUUCCAAAUACAGUUUGGUAUAUGGUAAAUUUGGUCACUGGCAAGAUAGACUAAGAUUAAUACAUCAUCUUCUCUAACAAGCCAGUCCUAUAUCCUUCCUUUUCUGACUAAAUCUUGAUGCCUCAUAACUCUUCUUCCUUUUACUUUUUUAAAUCUAUAGAAGUGAAAUUUCUCUGUAGCUCUACCCACUCGAAUGAGGUAUCAGUGUAGUUUUUUUCCCCUUUGUACAGUUGUCUUCUGAUUCUGAAUCACACAUUGUUAGACUUAACUUGGGCAUUUCCAUGUCUUCAUUAUCAGAUUACUUAAAAAUACUUUCAUGCACGUUAGCUGAGACAAAGUGUCUUGUUAGUAUCAUGCUUGUUUAAAAUGUGUCAGUAUGCUGAGAUCUAAAUUCUUUUGAUCCCAGAUCCCAACUUGAGUGUUCACUUGUCAAUAAUCUGGAUGCUGAAAUACAAUUACAUGAGUAAACGUCUCCCUGGGUCAGAGACAUCCAUGUAGUUGAGUGUUUGGCUUGUUGCAGUUUCAUCUCUGGCAGAGCUACGUAGCUUUCCUGCAAAUUCUUCUUCAGGCUUGUCUACACUUACAUUUUAUAGCGCUCUAACUUGCUGGCUCAGGGGUGUGAAAAAUCACCCCCCUGAGCACAGCAAGUUUGAGCGCUUUAAAGCGCUAGUGUGGACAGGCUUCUCUGAUGGAGGUGGAUUACCAGGAGCGCUGGGAGAGCUCUCUCCCAGCACUCGCGCGUGACCAUACUCACGCUUCAAAGUGCUGCUGCAGGAGCGGUCCCGCAGCAGCGCUUUGAAGUUUCUACUGUAGAUGUAGCCUUCAUAUGUGCUGCACAGUGUUCAGCUGAGUUACUUACAUUUUUUGUCCCUAAAUAACUUUUGAGUCUGUUCUUUUGGAGGUAUUGAGCAUCACUGGUUCUAGUUGACUUUCUAAAAACUCUCUCUUCUCUGAAGUAGAUCAGAAGCUCUGCACUUCUAAGGUCUCAGCUUUUUAAAUGGCUGAAAUGCACUCUUGAAAAUCUAGCCUCUGAUAUUCUCAAAGGGAAUGGACUUCUUUGAGGUACGAUUUGAAUAAUGGAUGAAAGUAACAUUAUUCUCUGUGUAGCACAAUGCAUGUCUUUCUGUAAUGAUCCUGUGCAUCUUUUUGAAACUGACAAAGUAGAAACAUUUCAGCUUUCUUCAGACUGUGGACAAGACUUACUUGUUUUUCAAAUGAAGUAUAAAAGUGUAGCAACUGUUGGCUGACAUGUCUAAGAUAAAGCUUUGGGAGCUGGAUAAGCAUGCUCCUAAAUUUUGGGCCGGGGGGGCAAAACCUCACAAAACAACAAGGGACUGAACUCUUCAGUCCCAAAUAUAUGCUUAGAAACUGCUUCUCUGAUGUACGUGGCUUUACAGUACCAUGUUUGUGUGUACCUGCUGAGAUCCUCCUAUUAAGCCUCUAAGUGGACGUGCUCUGCCAGUUUACUUACUUUAAGAAAAGGCAGAAACAUUCCCGGGUUUUUUUUUCUAGAGGCAAGAUUAUUGAAAAUGCUCUGGAAGCUAGGAAUCGGAGUUCUCUUGGGAGUUAACAGUUUUUGCUGCCAAGAAGUUAAAAUUAUUGAGCUAUUUGUUGAAGCUUAUUAGAGAAACCACAUCUUGUAUUACUAGCUUAUUUUUGUCUUGCCUGUUUUUAAACUUUAAAUUGAUGCAGCCCUUAACGUCUAGUGAAAUCAGUAAUAUUUUUUUGCUUGAAGUGCUACAGGAUCUGGUCCUUAAUGUUUUUGAUGGGGGCAUUCUGUGCAAAAUAAACCCCUUUAUGUGACUAUAUGUAACAUGAAUAUAACUUUACUACAAGCACAUGUGUUGGGGGUGUUUCACCUCCCAUAAAAUAGUGUAGUUGGAAAAUAUGAUAGUUGCUAUAGUGUUUUGAAAACAUCAUUCUUUAAAUUGGUCAGGAGACUGGGCAUUCAUUGUUCACUGUCCAGCUCUCAUCAGGGAGCCAUUUCUUUCAUAGAUAGUAAAGCCUUCAAUUUAGUUGCUGAAAAUAAAAUCAUUCAAGGUGAAUAUCUUGCAUGAUUUAAAAGCUAUCCUCAACAGGCUCUUCAUGAAGAUGUUAAAUCUAAACUAUUCCUUAUUUAAUAUUACUGGAGACAAACAUGAUAUAAAACACUUAAGAUUAUGGUGCGGGAAAAGAAGCUUUAUCAGUGAUGUUUGGAUGACUUCCCUCCUUGUGGAAGUGUCUCUAGUAUUUAUUGAGAAUGAGGUUUUAUAUUUUUGCUGUGUUGACUACCUUGGGAAUUGCAGAUUUACAGAAGAUGCUGUCUAAACUCCAUGGCCUAUCUCUCCUUCAGUGAGCCUUGCUCAUAAAUAGCAAUAACUAAACAAAAGUAAAAAUUCAAAGCAAAUACUU